CAUUGCCAGACUGGCAUAUAUUUUCACUUUCAUUAGUUUUCGAGUUUAAUACAUGUAUUAAUUUGAACUGGUAUUUAACCAUAAAAGUGGACUGAAAGAUGUUUACAUCUGCUGGGGUUCAGUUGACCAAAUUGGACUCUUUUUAAUGAAUCUGUUCAGUUAACCGAUUCAGCGAGUCAAUACGCAAAAGUAAUGCCACAAUUCAUUAUUUUUCGUGCAUUAACAAGGUUAAUAUGCCGAAAACCAUGUCUAAUCAACGGGAUUUGAAUAAUUAAGUCAAUAAUUCAACUGAAUCAUCAGAAAGAAUCGUUUAAUGUGAUUCACUUCAAAUGGAGCUCUCUUUCACAGUUUGCUGUUUCUCAGAGAGUGAGGAUCAUUAUGAACGCCCAUGGAGACUCGUGUUUAUAGAAACCAGACAUAACACACCUCUGACAGCUGCAGAACAUGGACUCCACGAAUAAACAGAGCUCAAUUAACCAACUUCAGGAGCAAAUUCACUCUCUGACUGAAGAAAAUGUACAGCUGCGGGAACGAAAUGAAGCGCUGUUUAGUAAGCUUGACUCGGUCCAGAACAAACUGGGCCUGCAGGCUGUGUCAAAAAGCGACCUGUCAGUCAAACUGGUCCAGUGUGAGGAAGACAAACUGAAGAUCUCAAAAGACCUUGUUGAUGUGCAGAUUGAGGCCAAUAAAAUGAGAGAGCAGUAUGAAGCGGAGAUCUUUAAACUGAAAAACGUGGGAGUGCAGAAUAACCUGAGAGACGAGUUAGAGAAACUGAGGAAAAGCUACGAGGGGCACCAACGACAGCUAGAGGAGAAAGUGUGA
Molecule: messenger RNA, 822 nt
Organism: Sinocyclocheilus grahami
Lineage: Eukaryota; Metazoa; Chordata; Actinopteri; Cypriniformes; Cyprinidae
Product: coiled-coil domain-containing protein 78-like
Exons: 4
Coding region: 445-822 (125 amino acids)
Cellular component (GO): cytoplasm
Source: RefSeq, a predicted model, not a curated record